GAGAUGAUGCUAGGGGAGAGCUCUUCACAUGACCGGAGCUAUCGCUAGCACAGAAGUGGAUGAUGAGCUGAAGUCUGAUGAGCCUCCCUUUUUCCUCUCGUUUUCUUUCUCUCUCUCUGCUUUUUCGUUGGGAUUUGAGAGAAAUAAAAGACUAAAUAUAAGGAGGUAUCAGGAAAUCUGUCUGGACCUGUCUCAAGGGGGUUUCCCAUGUUAUGCUGUCUGAUGGACUCUGACUGCUUUUUAAAGUGGGACUCUGAACCAAAUCAUUUGGCAAAAUUCAUAGAACUUUCCUUUUUCAAUCUUAUACAUUUCGCAAAUAUAAGUAUUUUGGGGAUUUUUAGAAAGUUUGCUUAAAUAAUCUCUUAUUGGGAUCUUUGAAAGUUUGCUUUGAAAGUACACUAGGAUCUCCUUUCUGGGAUUUCGGUGGACCAAAUAUUUUUUUGUGGAUAUCUUUUUUUGGGAAUCAACAAGUUCCAGUUCCAGAAUGCUGUGUUCCAGGGUUAUAUUCCAGCAGUGGAGUCUGGCGGUGUUCCUGCUAUGUUCUCCAAUGCAUGUCCACGGGACACCCAUCAGUGCUAUCAGUAACAGAAUGAGGAGGUCAGUGAGCCACGCCCAGCUGAUGCACGACAAGGGCCGCUCUCUGCAGGAGAUCAAGAGACGCCUCUGGCUCCAAGAACUACUGGAGGAGGUGCACACGGCCGACAGCGAACGCGCCCCGCCUCCCCAGACCAGGGCCAAUACCAACGCAGGCCACGGCACAUUCAGCGGGAGACCCCUGAGCCCCCCGAAACCGCCCGGAGGGACCAAGAACCUCUCCCUCAGUGUCCAGCUGGAGAGGGAGACGGGCCACUUACCCCAGGAGACCAACAAGUCCGUGGCGUACCAGGACCAGCCGCUGAAGGUGGCGACAAAGAGGAAAAAAAAGGUGAAGGGAGAGAGGGGCAGGCGGAGGGAGAGUGAGAAGAGGAGGCGCCGGGCUCGCGACACAUCCGUGGUGAUGACAUGGGCAACACGGGGAGAGUCACAGAGGACGAUGGAGGUCGGGUCACGGGGAGACCACAGCCUCCGGGUUGCGAUGCACUAAUGACUCUAGAGGGAGAAGUCUUAGCAGAACUGAGAUCUCAGCGCCAAAACGGCAGAAUCCCCAGACAAUGGCCCUUGUUUUCCCGUGCUUUUAUUGUUUUAAUGUGCUGCUUUUUCCGUUGUGCGGCUCGAUAUACGUCUUGUACAUCCGUAAAUGUACGUUCAUAGCAAAACAUAUUACUUUUGAAUUCAUAUUUAUUAGGUGAAAAUGCAGACAUCGGCAAUAUUCGAUGACUUAUGAUAUUUAACGCCUCCUUAAUAACUGAUAGUUAGUUUGUAAAUACAU
Esox lucius (northern pike) is the source of this 1369-nucleotide messenger RNA. Its product is annotated as parathyroid hormone-related protein-like. The record is from RefSeq and is a predicted model, not a curated record. The transcript has 3 exons. Gene Ontology annotation, biological process: osteoblast development; adenylate cyclase-activating G protein-coupled receptor signaling pathway; regulation of chondrocyte differentiation. Gene Ontology annotation, molecular function: hormone activity; peptide hormone receptor binding. Gene Ontology annotation, cellular component: extracellular region. Lineage: Eukaryota; Metazoa; Chordata; Actinopteri; Esociformes; Esocidae. The coding region runs from base 485 to 1084 and encodes 199 amino acids.